GAUGUGGGUGUAUUGAUUCUACGUCCUUCUAACUGACCGAACACGAUACCGCUCUGUUAACAGAUUGAUGUAAGCGCAUUGACCUGCAGUCGAAUUGACGCUCCACUGACCAUUGAAAUUGCUGAUUCCCGUCGACAGUGACGUGCUUGGCGAAGAUCAACGUAUAGAGAUACAGUCUAGGUUACUCUCUGCGGCCUCCGACUCAUCACCCCUAGAGAAUAUCGUUCAGCUCAUUUCUGCUGCUGUCAUUAUCUUCGAACAUUCUUUCUACAUUUCCGACAAGCGGCGCUAUCUUCAAGACAAGCAGAAGUCUGGUCCCUCAUUUCAUGUCGCUCUCGAGCAGUACAUGGCAUCACCGCAUGCAGCUACUGUCAGGGAAGCUGUGAGUGCUGCCGUCCAGGCAUAUGAAGAAGCUGUGGCUACUGCCGCCCACGCAUAUGAAGAAGCCUUGGCUACUGCCACCCACGCAUAUGAAGAAGCUGUGAGGACUGCUGUCUUUCCAUAUCAAGGAAAACUGCCUGCUUGGAUGGUGAAGUUACCGAUUGAACGCUUCAAGAGGAAGGCACAAGAAGCUUUCGAACGCUCUCAGGAGGCGAAGCAAUCCUUUGAACGCUCUCAGAAGGCGAAGCAAUCCUCUGAAUGCUCUCAGGCAAAGGAAAAAGAAUCUUCGUGCUCUCAGGAGGCGAAGGCGGAGUUAUUCAAAGUAGUUCUUAAAAUCGCUCUAGAUCAUCGCUUGCCUAGACCUUGAUGUCGGGAAAUGCAACACACCGUCAUGAUCAAUGAUGGUCCGAUUCGGAGAGGAACGGAGGUGUCUGGGCUAUGAAAGGUUGCUCGAAAUGUUUGUGGAGGUAGAUUUAUGGCGCUUUGUGUGGUAUG
Molecule: messenger RNA, 876 nt
Organism: Suillus plorans
Lineage: Eukaryota; Fungi; Basidiomycota; Agaricomycetes; Boletales; Suillaceae
Exons: 7
Source: RefSeq, a predicted model, not a curated record